GAUGAACUUUGAGGUCAAAUACCAUCGCGACGAGAAACGCGUUGCCGUCUGCUCUGCAAUUUUGGAACGAUUAAAAGCGUGUUUAGGGGACAAACGCUUCACAUUCUUAGCAUGGCUUGACAGCUGAAGUGUGAAGCUUGAACAACCGAAGAUGUUUAUUUAUUUGAGCAAAAAGAUUGCUAUUCCCAACAACACCAAGCUUCGUUGUGUAUCAUGGAAUCGGGAUCAAGGUUUCAUAGCGUGCGGAGGGGAAGACGGCUUGCUGAAAGUCCUCAAGCUGGAAAUACAAACAAGUAAAGAUGCCAAGAUCCGAGGGUUGGCAGCACCCAGUAACCUGUCCAUGAAUCAAACACUGGAAGGCCAUGGAGGUGCUGUACAGGUGACAACAUGGAACUCCGGGUACCAAAAACUGACCACAAGUGACCAGUAUGGCCUGAUCAUUGUCUGGAUGCUGUAUAAAGGUUCUUGGUAUGAAGAGAUGAUCAACAAUAGAAACAAGUCUGUGGUGCGGAGUAUGGCGUGGACGCCAGAUGGCCAGAAGAUAUGCAUUGUCUAUGAAGAUGGUGCUGUGAUUGUGGGGUCUGUGGACGGCAACAGGAUCUGGGGGAAAGAUAUCAAAGGAAUGCAGCUCAACAACGUGGAAUGGUCAUGGGACGGCAAGCUACUGCUAUUUGGCAUGAACAAUGGAGAGAUACACAUCUAUGAUAGCCAGGGAAACUUCUGUAGUAAGCUAAUGACAUACUGCUUGGCCAAUGUGACGGGUGCAGUGAAGAUUGCUGGCAUUGACUGGUAUAACGGGAAGUUUGGCUACGUGGAACCUAGCUGCCCUACACUGGCCAUAUGCUUUGACAACGGACGAGCACAGAUAAUGAAACAUGAGAAUGAUGAGAAUCCUGUGCUAAUAGACACAGGUAUGUCAGUAGUACAGAUACAGUGGAACCACACAGGCUCAGCACUGGCUGUAGCAGGCUCACAGAAGUCAGCACAACAAGACAAGGACAUCAACGUGGUACAGUUCUACACACCCUUUGGAGAGCACCUGCGAACCCUGAAGGUACCAGGCAAGCAGCUGACCUCAGUGUCAUGGGAAGGUGGUGGCUUACGCAUAGCCUUAGCCGUAGAUUCCUUCAUCUACUUUGCCAAUAUCCGACCUGACUACAAGUGGGGCUACUGUGCCAACACGGUGGUGUAUUCCUUCUCUAAGCCGGAGCGAACCGAGCAGUGCGUGGUGUUCUGGGAGACUGUUAGUGGAGAGCGUCACAUCAAGUAUGUCAGAAACCUGAUAUCUGUCACAGCAUAUGGAGAUCAUUGUGUGCUGGCAACCAAGGCGGAUGAAAGCACUGGGCAGGAAGCCGGGGAGCCACAACAGUAUGUGCUAGUGCUGUGCAAUUCGAUAGGAACACCGCUGGAAUCAAAGUACAUUGAUAUUGAACCCAUCUACAUAGCGGUGACUCGGACCCACGUCAUAGCAGCCUCCAAGGAGGCAUUCUAUGUCUGGCAGUUUAAGACGGCUAAGAAGCUAACAGCGAUGGAGGUCAACCAAGCCAUGGGUCGUAAGAAGGAUAGCAGAGAGAGGGUCUAUCAUAUCGAUGAUACGCCCUCAGGGGCUGGGGAGUCGAUACUGGACUUCAGCAAGGCUUUUGCUCCAACCAAUGAUGCAGUUUGCUGUGUGUGUGCUUCAGACAAAUUACUCAUUGUGGGUCGUGAGUCUGGCACACUCAAUCGUUACUCACUGCCCCACCUGGCUCUCACCAACAAACACACGGUCAACUGCCGCCCACACGCACUGUCACUCAACUGUAACUCAGCUCGUCUAGCUAUCAUCGACAUCACUGGUAUCCUGACCUUCUUUGACCUGGAGACCAAGUGGGUCAACGGGGACGGUCAGGAGAUACAGGGACAGCAGCUGGAGUUUGAACGUAAGGAUGUGUGGGAUAUGAAGUGGGCUCAGGAUAACACCGAGCUCUUUGCCAUGAUGGAGAAGACGAGGAUGUACAUCUUCAGGAACCUGGACCCAGAGGAGCCCAUCAUGAGCUCUGGUUACAUCUGUCACUUUGAGGAUCUUCAGAUCAAGUCUGUUCUCCUGGAUGAGAUCCUGAAAGAUCCUGAGCAUCCCAGCAAGGACAACAUGUUGGACAUGGAGAUCAAGUCUUUGCGUGACUCCAGAGACCUGCUUGAGAAGGUUGGCAUUGAAGACGCGGCACAGUUCAUUGAAGAUAAUCCUCAUCCCAGACUUUGGCGUCUUCUGGCCGAGGCCUCUUUAGAGAACCUAGACCUGAAGAUGGCAGAGCAGGCCUUUGUACGCUGCAAGGACUACCAAGGCAUUGAGUUUGUCAAGCGGCUGGGUAACCUACAGAGUGAGGUGAUGAGAAGUGCAGAGGUGGCUGCUUACUUCAAGAGGUUUGAAGAUGCAGAGAGGAUGUACAUGGAUAUGGAUCGCAGGGAUCUCGCAGUCAGUCUGCGCCUCAAGCUAGGCGACUGGUUCCGCCUAGUUACAGAUCUGUUUGCCAACACUUUGAAUUGCAGGGAUCUCGCAGUCAGUCUGCGCCUCAAGCUAGGUGACUGGUUCCGCCUAAUUACAGAUCGGUUUGCCAACACUUUGAAUUGCAGGGAUCUCGCAGUCAGUCUGCGCCUCAAGCUAGGCGACUGGUUCCGCCUAAUUACAGAUCUGUUUGCCAACACUUUGAAUUGCAGGGAUCUCGCAGUCAGUCUGCGUCUCAAGCUAGGCGACUGGUUCCGCCUAAUUACAGAUCUGUUUGCCAACACUUUGAAUUGCAGGGAUCUCGCAGUCAGUCUGCGCCUCAAGCUAGGCGACUGGUUCCGCCUAAUUACAGAUCUGUUUGCCAACACUUUGAAUUGCAGGGAUCUCGCAGUCAGUCUGCGCCUCAAGCUAGGCGACUGGUUCUGCCUAAUUACAGAUCUGUUUGCCAACACUUUGAAUUGCAGGGAUCUCGCAGUCAGUCUGCGCCUCAAGCUAGGCGACUGGUUCCGCCUAAUUACAGAUCUGUUUGCCAACACUUUGCAUUGCAGGGAUCUCGCAGUCAGUCUGCGCCUCAAGCUAGGCGACUGGUUCCGCGUGGUGCAGCUCCUGAAGGCAGGCAGCGGUGGAGGAGAUGACACUCAGCUCCAACAAGCCUGGAAUGCUAUCGGUGACUACUAUGCCGACCGGCAGAAAUGGAGCAACGCUGUGACCUACUACGUGCAGGGUAACAAUCAGGAGAGAUUGGCUGAGUGCUACUAUCUCCUGGAGGACUUCGUGGGGCUGCAGAAACUGGCUGACUCGCUGCCCGAAAACCACCGACUCCUGCCGGAUAUAGCCGCCAUGUUUGUGACAGUAGGCAUGUGCCAGGAAGCCGUAGCCGCUUACCUCAAAUGUCACCAAGUCAAGAAGGCAGUAGACUGCUGUGUAGAGCUCAACCAAUGGGACCAGGCGGUGGAGUUAGCCAAAGCCCAUAGCAUCAAGGAGAUAGAUAACCUACUGGCUCGCUAUGCUGCUCACUUACUGGAGAAGGAUAAGAAACUACAGGCUAUAGAGCUGUACAGGAAAGCCAAUCACUUCAUCGAGGCUGCCAAACUCAUGUUCAGUAUCGCAGAAGAGAAUGUCAAGAAGAAGGUCAAGCCGCUGAGAACCAAGAAGCUGUAUGUCCUCGGUGCCUUGAUGGUUGAGAGCUACCAUGAACAGAUGAAGCUGUCCUCUCGAUUGAAAGCAAAAUCGAAGAAGAAAGCUGAGGCAGCCUCAGCCCUAGCCGGCCUGCUUGAGGAAGAGGCUAUGGCUAGUUCAGAUACCAAGAUCAUUGACAAUGCCUGGAGAGGGGCUGAGGCUUUCCACUUCUUCUUACUGGCUCAGAGACAGCUCUAUCAAGGUUAUGUUGAUGCUAGCAUGAAGACUGCCCUCCACCUGCGUGAAUACGAUGACAUCCUAGACCCAGUAGACAUCUACUCCUUGCUAGGUCUCGCAGCCUGCGCUAACAGGGCAUUCGGUACCUGCUCCAAGGCAUUCAUUAAGCUGGAGUCAACGGAGGCUCUGACCCAGGCACAGCAGGAGCAUUACGAGGCACUGGCACUGGAGAUAUUUACCAAACAUGCUCCUAAAGAUUCACGUACCAACAAGUCGGAAUGUCCCAACUGUGAGACGAUGCUACCAGACUGGUCCUCCAUGUGUGCUAGCUGCGACUCCAAGUUCCCUACCUGCAUAGUGACUGGUCGUCCCAUCAUGGACAAUCUGUUCUGGAUGUGUGAUACCUGCAAGCAUCGAGCCUACGAGAGCGAGAUUCGCACUGCUAGUACAUGCCCACUCUGUCACUCACAAAUCUAGACACAAAUUAGUGUUCUGUGUCCAUGCUUUUUGGUUGUCGCACUCGGAAAAGUAACAACUCCUCUAAUCAGGGGUGAAAUUUUUCUGGAUUUUAAUGUAAAAAUUCAUCAAUGAUAAGUUUUCAUCACUGUAUAUUUCCUCUUUUUUUUGGUAUGAAAAAUUUGAUGGGCAGAGUCUCUGUAGCCCUUUUCACACUAAACAUAUUUCGGGGUUGACGCAGGGUUUCCUCUU
This is a messenger RNA of Patiria miniata (bat star), 4546 nucleotides long. RefSeq names its product WD repeat-containing protein 35-like (gene wdr35). The record is from RefSeq and is a predicted model, not a curated record. Gene Ontology annotation, biological process: non-motile cilium assembly; protein localization to cilium; intraciliary retrograde transport. Gene Ontology annotation, molecular function: protein binding. The transcript is spliced from 28 exons. Bases 152 to 4315 code for a protein of 1387 amino acids. NCBI's taxonomy places the organism in Eukaryota, Metazoa, Echinodermata, Asteroidea, Valvatida, Asterinidae. Gene Ontology annotation, cellular component: intraciliary transport particle A; non-motile cilium.